Molecule: messenger RNA, 409 nt
Organism: Staurois parvus
Lineage: Eukaryota; Metazoa; Chordata; Amphibia; Anura; Ranidae
Source: the annotation of a GenBank genome assembly
GUCACUGAUCACCAGUGCCCUGAUGAUCGGUGCCCAGCAGUGCCACACACAAGUUCCGCCCACCUGUGCCCAGCAGUGUGCCCACCUGUGCCCAGCAAUGCACCCACCUGUGCCCACCAAUGCACCCACCUGUGCCCAGCAGUGCGCCCACCUGUGCCCAGCAGUGCGCCCACCUGUGUCACCCAGCAGUGUCACCACCUGUGCCCAGAAGUGCCACCUACCUGUGCCCAGUAGUGCCACCCACCUGUGCCCACCAGUGCACCCACCAGUGCCCAUCAGUGCAGCCCAGCAGUGCCACCAGUCAUCAGUGCCACCUAUCAGUGCUGUCUAUCAGUACCCAUUAUCAGUGUCGCCUAUCAGUGCCACCAAUCAGUGCCGCAUAUCAGUGCCACCUAUCCGUGACACCUCA